Belonocnema kinseyi is the source of this 3028-nucleotide messenger RNA. RefSeq lists its product as uncharacterized. The transcript has 14 exons. Lineage: Eukaryota; Metazoa; Arthropoda; Insecta; Hymenoptera; Cynipidae. Bases 290 to 2887 code for a protein of 865 amino acids. The record is from RefSeq and is a predicted model, not a curated record.
AUGUUCUAGACGAGCCUUGUAGUCGACGUUAGUCAUACUUCCUCGUUUUUUUGACAAAGGCAUUGUUGUUUACUUGUCAUGACAGCCGACAAAGGUGGUGAUUCCGAAAGAUGAAGUAUCCUCAAGCCACGAGUCACUAUCAUUCGAUCAAUCCGAGGUUUUGAUAUUGUAAAAAAAUCAACUGUAAAUUUGUUUGUGUGCAAAAAUUACAAACUUCAAGUACUGACUCACAGUGUAGAAACCAACUACAACUGAUUAAAAGCAGCCAAAAAGGAGUAAGAGCACCACAAUGUCUCAGAGCAGCCCUACGGCAAACGCAAAUCUGGCGAUGAAUUGGUCAAAAGUGAUAAGUGACUUAGACUCUGACUUCAAAAUAGAUUCAGAAAAUGGAGAUCAAGCACUUUUGGUGGAAAAGUUACACAAAAUAUUUGACGAAUGUUUACCAAUUUGUCCAGUGGAUGAUCUUGAUACACGGAUCUUUUCUGUUUAUCUUUCGGAAGCUAAUCGGACUAUUACCCAGUUGAUUGCAGAGAUCAACAAAAAACUCGCAGGAAAACGAAUAAAUGAAGAUGACAUAAAAAACAAGUUAAGAAUUUGCGAAAAUGUCUUGGGGUGCUGGAAAAAGUGCUUGCAGCACUUAAAAGAUUUGCAGAAAGUUUCAGUUUCCAAAAUCAAAUCUUUUCCUGAUCUUCUCUUCAAUGCUAUAAAAAGUGUUUUGUGUCAUUGCAAAAUGAGUGAAGUCAAUUAUGGAGAUAUCAUGAAAGACGUCACAGAUGAAGUGACUGCUCUUUUUCGAAAAUCGAACGAAAUAAUGUGUUUCUUCCUCACAGUUUUAGAUUCUGUUAUUAUGUUCGAUGUCCACCAGGAUGAGGAAUUCAAUCUGUUGAGCACAAUUGUCAGUGAAAUUGGCGACACAGCAACAUUAGUGAAUUGUCUAGAUUUAAAAUCUCUGGCCGAAAUGUGGAAAAAAUUUGGAAGAUUGGCGACUAUCCACAGUGAAAUAAUAAAUUCCAAGUCUCCAGAGUCCGUUACUCGACAUUUUGUUUCUCUUGAAGAGGAUAUUAUGUCUCUUAUUUUUUCAGCUGUAAAGGGAAGUCAGAAAAAAGUAAACGAAAGGAACAUAUUAUGUGGAAGAAUGUUGUUUAAAAUUCUCGAUAAAUUGUGGAACACUUAUUGUCGUUCUGUAUCAAAUGAGAAUGCAGAUUCUGCUAUAAAAUUGCUUGUACAAAUGUACAGGUACUCUCCUCCUUGCUUGAUUGCAACAAAAGUCGAUCCAGUAAUCAUUAAAUUCAUUGAUACUAAUAUUUCAAUUGAAUUAGAGAAUUUUUUGAAUACAAUUUUUCGAAGCGAACAUUUUUUUAAGGCAUUAUUUGAAUUUGGAAAAAGGGAAGACGCUGACCCUGUAGGUUUUCAUUUAUUUACUCUAAACCUAUUGAGAAAAUUAUUAAAAUUGCCGUACGAAAUUCAAAAAACUUGGAUAGUUGGCGAGCUUUCAAUACUUGACGUCGCUCUUGCUAAUAUCGAUCUCUUGCAACUAGAAAUUUGUUUGGGAAAACUACAACUCCAAGUACCUCGAAAUCUGGGAGAGGCACCAAAAUCGAUGACAAUUUACGAAGAAACUUUACUCAUGAUUUGGGGUUUAAUUUGUCAAGUUCCUGCUGCGGAUUUUGGUGCAAUUGAGCAACUAUUAGUGAAGCAUUUGAUGAGUGGAAAAUUCUGGACUUCUCUUCUAACAACUGAUAUUUGGUGCAUGAUUGGCAGAGUAGGUUCUUCGCAACUGUGUUACGACCACCUAAAAUAUUUCCUGAUGGUUCAUGAGAAACUCUCAGAACGAGAAAACAGUUUGGAAGUUUUCAUUCUUUCUUUCCUAAUAAGUAGACUCUACAAAUUGCUUUCUGACAAUAAAAAGGUUUUAUUAGUAGAAGACAUUAAAAGUAAAGAUCCCGAUUUUUGGUAUCCUCUUUCCGGAGUGUUGACACAAAAGGGAAAAUCUGUUUUACGAAACCGGAUAGCAAACGAUGUGGAUAUCAAACAAGCUUACCAGAAUCUUAAUGAUAAACCUUCUGUAAAAUAUUUUACCACACUUACUUCAAUGUUGAAAAUGUUGGGAAUUUAUUUCGAGGAACAAGACAAGGAAACUAUGGAAACUCUCAGCAAUAUUUGGAAUUCUGUAGCUCAAGUGAUUGAAGACUGUGAAGGAAUUUAUUUAAUUAUUGUUUCAGAAUUAAUGAUGGCAUUGUUUCAUUGUGAAGUUCCUUCUAAAGAAACCUUCCAUGAUGGGACAUUAUCUUCGAUUCUGAAGUCCAUAACAUCGUUGGUACCGUACGCACCUCCGUUUGUCAGAGUGAAAUUGCUAUAUUGGUUGCAAAAUCUAGCUCUACAAACCAUCGAUGGAUCAAGUUUUGCACCCCCAAUAUCUGAACUUUAUGCUCAACUUCUGGAAGACAAAACUCCGUGGGUUCGCCAGGAAGCCUUUGAAAGUUUCGAUUACUUUACUCGUAACAGUGAUAACGAAGAGCUUGUAGAGCGAGUGGUCAAAGUUAUUGUUGGCAAGCCCACGUUGUCGGAUUCUAUUACAGCUUAUAUAGCAAGUACUCCUUAUUAUAAACUUUCUGGAUUCCCCAACAAUGAUGCAUUCUUCCGACAAUUAAUCGGCAGUCCUCGCGCAUCUCGUCCACAGCACACUUGUUACGAAGUGAAUGAGAGAGAAGAAAAAUUGCUCAAAUUGGAAGAAGCUUCACCGAAGUCAAGUUCAAGGCUAGAUCAAAAAAUUGGGAGAGUCUGUGAUGAGCUGGAAGAGAUCGCAAAAUGCAGAAAUGAAAUAAGUCCCGAAUUUUUGGAUAGGCUAAGGAUAGCGAUGUUAAAGAUUUUCGAUCAGCAUCAAUAGUUAUUUAGAAAUUUUUUGUAAUUCAUUUAUAAUUUGCGAUAUUACUAUUCAGUGAAUUUUUUUAUGGAAUUUGUAGGUGUGAACUUUGCUGUUAUAAUUGUAUAAUUUUGCUGUGAAUUAAAUUCAAAGGAUAUUCAUAAU